AUGACCUCCCUUCUGGCCAUAACAGUUCGCUUUUUGAUCCUAACUCAGUGGCUAGCACAACAGGUGACCAGCCUGCCACAGCAAGAUAUUUCAGCUGUCCUAGACAUGGCUUCCGAUGCAUUUGAUGAUCAGUAUGUGAACUGUACAGAGGAAAUGGAUAAAAAAGCACCCCAGCUGUUAGAAAAAGAACUGCAAGUAAAUAAAAUAUUUAAAAAUGAAUGGGAAAAGGCACAGAUAAAAUGGAAGAAAAUAAAGAAUAAAAUAGACAGUUCAAAACAACUCAAUGAUUUCCAAGGAACAGCUGUAGUGGCCUAUACUGGGGAUAUUUCAAUAGAAUUCAAUGAAGCUAUAAGAACAUUCGGCCAAAAUUCACGUGAAUUUCAGUUUAAAGCUUUCCAUUAUUAUUUGACAAGAGCUCUUCAGCUUCUCUAUAAAGGGGGAUGUCAUACAGUUUAUAGAGGUGCUCAGAAAAAGUUUAUUUACAGUGGGAAAGGAAACGUCCGUUUUGGCCAAUUUGCCUCAUCAUCUACUUCACUAAAAGAAGCUGAAAAAUUUCUUCAAGAGACCAGAGGGACACUGAGAGGGACACUGUUUAGCAUUCAUACGUGCCUUGGUGUUGAUAUUCAAGCAUUCUCUUACUAUCCAGAUGAAAAAGAAGUGCUAAUUCCAGGCUAUGAGGUGUUUCAGCAAGUCACCGAACUAAGCAAAAGUAAAACAUACAGUCGAUUUUCUCUUAAAAGUCUUGGAAAAUUAAAGAGUAAAUACAAUUGUUUCUACACUUCAGGAGUGAGACAAAGUCCAGCAUUCCGUCUGCUGCUGCCCAGCCUCCUCGCCCUGCAGCUCCUCCUUGCGGAGCUGUAACUCUCCCCUGCCUGGGGCCUGGUUCUGCAUGGGGCGUCAGGGAGGG
Pteronotus mesoamericanus is the source of this 907-nucleotide messenger RNA. Its product is annotated as T-cell ecto-ADP-ribosyltransferase 2-like. Gene Ontology annotation, molecular function: NAD+-protein-arginine ADP-ribosyltransferase activity; NAD+ poly-ADP-ribosyltransferase activity. The record is from RefSeq and is a predicted model, not a curated record. The transcript is spliced from 3 exons. Bases 1 to 861 code for a protein of 286 amino acids. Lineage: Eukaryota; Metazoa; Chordata; Mammalia; Chiroptera; Mormoopidae.